Salmo salar (Atlantic salmon) is the source of this 1404-nucleotide messenger RNA. RefSeq names its product guanine nucleotide-binding protein G(I)/G(S)/G(O) subunit gamma-4-like. Gene Ontology annotation, biological process: G protein-coupled receptor signaling pathway. NCBI's taxonomy places the organism in Eukaryota, Metazoa, Chordata, Actinopteri, Salmoniformes, Salmonidae. Gene Ontology annotation, cellular component: heterotrimeric G-protein complex. The record is from RefSeq and is a predicted model, not a curated record. Gene Ontology annotation, molecular function: G-protein beta-subunit binding.
UCCUCGCUUCAGCAGCUGGCGACAGACGGACCUGACCCAUAUUUCCUCGUCAUAGCGAGGUCUCCCCCAGCUGAAUGUGUAAUUCUCUCACCUCCGGAUCAAGCUGCUUGCCUCCUGAUGGAGCUCCCUCCUCAAACGGAAUAUGCAUAAACACAAGGGACAUUUUGGGGAGAGAAACGGCACAGCCACAGCAAGCCGCUGAUGAGACUAUAGCCUACAGCUCACCGUCAACAAUAACACGUAUCGUGCUUCGUGGUCUGUCGUCAUUCCAUCCGGUCUGGAACGUUCCGGGGUUUACCUUUCGAGACCGUUCAUCCCCAUCGGUGUGAUAUUUGACAGGUCCCUUUGUUGGGUGGAGUCAAGUCCGCAAUUUUCUAUAUUGGAAUCAUCACUGGCAUCAUUUCAGGUCAUCAUCAUGAAGGACAGUGUGGUCAACAACAACAGCAUCUCCCACGCCAGGAAAGCUGUGGAACAGCUCAAGAUGGAGGCUUGUAUGGACAGGAUGAAAGUCUCCAAAGCAGCAGCGGAUCUGAUGGUGUAUUGCGACGCCCACAUACGUGACGACCCCCUCAUCGUGCCCGUGCCAGCCUCGGAGAACCCCUUUAGGGAGAAGAAGUUAUUCUGCACCAUCCUCUGAUGCCCAGUCGGGGGCAGACCAGCCUGGUGUCUCCUCUUCUGUCUUCACCGUACCAAGCUAACAAAACGCUGUGAAAGUAACCAGGAAGUGAAUGCCCUUUCAGCCUUGUAGUUUUUAAACUUUUGUAUUUUUUUUAAUUUUUUUUUUAUGGUCUUCAAGUACAAAAAACAUAGAUACAUUUUCUUCAUUAAAAAGAAUCUUCAUAAAAGGCAUCUUUUAGAAGUAAAUUCAACCUUUACGCCCAAUCAAAGCCCAGUACCCGGAAGUAAAGCGGAAGUGGUCUUCUCUUUAACAGCGAACUAACUAACGUUACUGCCACUAGCUUAAUAACAUCCUUCUGGCUACUGUUGAGUUGGGUUGAGGUUGCCAGGUGGACACUGUGUUGUUGGGCAGCUCUGUCCCAGGUGGCUGCAUUGGGGAGGGUUUACAUACUUUUCCAUCUGGCAACCCAGUGACUGCGUCUGCGUGUUAGUCUCCAGUGUCGUUUCAUUGGUUGGUUUGUUAUAGCUUCUUCUUCGUUGUUAGAGAGAAGCUUUAUGAUAGCAUGAUGAGAUUAUCUUUUUAUUAACAUGUCUUUUUUGUUUUUGUUUACACUAGCUUAUUUUAUUUACACGCCUCAGGAAACAAACACAAACCGUGGGAAUGUUUUUUAAAUGUAUUUCUAAAGCCCAGUAUUUUAUAUAGGAUCGAACCAACAUACCAUAUAGCAUGUUAGUCCCCACUAUCCAUUUCACAUUACCAUCAGGAAGGAGGGAGAUGAGAUGGGG